Molecule: messenger RNA, 1011 nt
Organism: Dictyostelium discoideum AX4
Lineage: Eukaryota; Evosea; Eumycetozoa; Dictyosteliales; Dictyosteliaceae
Product: cyclin-like F-box containing protein
Exons: 2
Coding region: 1-1011 (336 amino acids)
Source: RefSeq, a predicted model, not a curated record
AUGGAUAUUAUAAUGAAAGAAAAUUUAUAUUGCUAUAAUUCAAAAAAAAGAAAUUUAACAAUUUGUGAAGAAUUACCAUAUGAUAUAUUAUUAUAUAUUUUAUCAUAUUUAACACCAAUAGAAUUAUGUUGUUUAAGUAGAGUUUGUUAUUCAUUUAGAGUGUUAGCAGAAGAUGAUUGGAUAUGGAGAGGAUUUUAUCCAAUGAUUCGAUUCAAUUUUUGUUAUCAUUUCCAAUUGAAUGAAUUUCCAAAACUAUUAAACACUCAACAAUGUAAACAAGUUUACAUUCAAGAAUUACAAACCAUUAAAUCAGUUUCACAAUUCAUUGGUACAUGGCACGAACAGUGGUGUGAUGUUCAAGUUUUAAAUUCAACCAAAGUCUCUUUCAACGGUUUAAAUUUCAUCGUUGAAUAUACUAAAAAUAAAUUUGAGGCUGAAUUUAUCUCUUUUAAUGGUCAAUCUUUAAAAUUUAAAUUAACAGGUGGUGAUAGUGGUUGGUCUUUCAUCUAUACUUUAACUUUAAAUAAUAAUCAAAAUAAUAAUCAACAUAAACUAAACAAUAAUAAUAAUAAUAAUAAUUCUAGUAAUGGAAUGAAAAUUCAACAAGAUGAUCAAAAUUUACAACAAGAUUCAUUACAAUUACAUGUACUUAGAAUUCACGAUAAUAUAGAAUUCACUGGUAUGUUUACUUCAUCAAAGAGUGAAUCAAAUUCUCCUCCACCUCACUUUAGGAAUAAAAACAAUUAUAAAUUAUUUUUAAUGAAACAAGAAAUUCAACAAUUACAACAAAUUUCUUCUACAACUAUCACUUCCUCAAGUAAUGAAAUUUUCAACACAAAUAAUAAUAAUAAUGAUAACAAUAACAACAAUAAUAACAAUAGUCACGAUAAUAAUAAUAAUAAUAAUAAUAAUAAUAAUAAUAAUAAUAAUAAUAAUAAUAAUAAUAAUAAUAAUAAUAAUAGUAAUAGUAGUUGCGAUUCAAGAAGACAUACUAGAAUCUAUGCUUACUAA